This is a messenger RNA of Pyrus x bretschneideri (Chinese white pear), 858 nucleotides long. RefSeq lists its product as uncharacterized. The record is from RefSeq and is a predicted model, not a curated record. NCBI's taxonomy places the organism in Eukaryota, Viridiplantae, Streptophyta, Magnoliopsida, Rosales, Rosaceae. Bases 210 to 680 code for a protein of 156 amino acids. The transcript has a single exon.
CUAGAGUUUUUUUUUUUUAAUGUUAGACAAUGAUUGAAGUUAUGACUCAUGUACAACGCCACAUAUCAUUCCAAUUGCUUCACCCUUUCUAUUACCUCCCACAAAGGCAAGGAACUUAUUCCUUAAACACCACCACCACCGGGGCAUGAAGAUUUCUUUUAACUGUUUUCUCCACCACCACCACCCCCUUCCUCCCGAUUUUCGCAGCCAUGGAAGACUGCAACAUGAUUGCCGCAGACUGCGUCGUGAUUUCAUGCUGCUGCCAGUGCUUGAUCCUCCAAAUCACCAUCUUCAUCUUGUACAAGCUCCCUUGCAAGUUGAUCCGAAAGACGAGAGAGUACACCAUGAAGAAACUUCAACAGAGAAGGAGAAAGGAGAUUAUAGUGUUGGAUACAUGUAAAGACGUUGAUUUUGCGAGUGUUGUCGGAGAGUCCAUGAGAUCAUCCAUGGAGGCAGGAGGAGGACAUAGUUGCAGGCGCUGCAUGGAGGAGGUGGAGGAGGUGCUGCAGGAGUUUUCUCAGAGAGGAGAGUUUGGAUUUGGAAGCUUUUGGGGUAGGGGAGAAUUGGGUUGCUCCCCAAGUCAUCAUUCACCAAAUCAUGAUCCAUUUGAUACUAGUUUUGUACAAUAUCACUUGAUUGAAAUGGUGGCUCUGUCAUCUAUUGAUCAUAAAGCUAGGUAGCUAUUCAAUCGCAAAAAAUCUUACCUGCAACAUGUUUUGUAUGUUCCUCAUUUCUCUGCAUUUCUAGUCACGUAACAUGUCUUAUCACAUAAUUAGUCGCUUGACAACAAAUGUAAAGUGACGGGUAUAAUCGAAACGGGUUUUAGUAGCCAUUGAUCAAAAUAUUGUGGCUCAUUCA